Molecule: messenger RNA, 618 nt
Organism: Fusarium sp. VM40
Lineage: Eukaryota; Fungi; Ascomycota; Sordariomycetes; Hypocreales; Nectriaceae
Source: the annotation of a GenBank genome assembly
AUGUCGCAACUAGAGCGUUCCCUAAAAUCCAGCAGCCUCUCAGAAACGCUCAUGACAUACGACGAGUGGGCAAAGACGUACAACCAAGACGUUGAAAAAGAGGAAUACGUCGCCCCACAACUCGCUGCGGAGAGAUUACUCAAUCACCUCGGCUCCGCGAAAAUCCCCGACGCAAAAGUCCUCGACGCUGGAUGCGGCACGGGGCUUGUGGGCGAGGCUCUAAUGAAGUUCGGCGCAAAGCACAUCGAUGGCAUAGAUAUCAGUCCCGGGAUGCUUGAAGUCGCCGAGCGCACAGGGGUCUACAAUUCUUUGAGUGUAGGAAACCUCGCUGAGACUCUAGACAUCCCCUCGCGGCUUUACGACGCUGUCAUCUGCGUUGGGACCAUGACUGAGGGGCACGUUGGCCCCGAACCAUUUGAUGAAUUUGUCAGAGUUACAAAGCCCGGCGGUUACAUCGUCUCGACAAUUCGAGAGUCAGUGUGGAAGUCCAAGGGUUAUGAAGAAAAGGUGACUUUGCUUACUCAAGCGGGACAAGCAAGUCUUGUUAGUAACCAGCUGGAGCCUCGGAGGAUUGGAGCUGCGGUGUAUGCCUACUUUGUUAUCCUUCAGGUUGAGUAA